CUCUGGGUGUCUUUCUUUCAGAGGGCUAUGCCGCAAACAUACAGUAACUCAAAACCUCGACUCAUCGUAUCCGCCAUCACGGGCAGGCCGCAGACAGACAGUCAGACAUUUCCCUCGACUACAGAACGACGCUCUCUCCUCUGCACUCCACAUUUUACCAGACGGCCACAAUACGGAAGCUUUCUCCGGCUGAACAACGGUCGUUCUACUCUACUACGCGUCGGCUGUCAACUUCACAUCCCAACCGCCACCCACUCCCAUAGAUAUAGCAGGGCUAAAUAGACGUCUCCAUUGAUACAACAUCAGGCUCGCACAAUGGCACCAUCUGUUCUUGUUCUCGGUGGUGUCGGCUUCCUUGGAAGGCACCUCGUCGCUUACUUGGUCGAAAACGAUAUUGCCGCGAACAUCCGAGUCGCUGACAAGGUCCUCCCGGCUACGGCCUAUCUUUCCGACAAGCUCAAGAAGGUCUUUGAAGACAAGAGGGUCGAAUUCAAGCAGGCGAAUCUGGCCAACCCUGCCGCCAUUGAAAAGAUAUACACAAAGGACGACGGCUCAGCGUUCGACUAUGUCAUCAACCUCGCUGCCGAGACAAAAUACGGGCAGUCAGACGAAGUAUAUGACGAACGAACAUAUCAGCUGUCCGUUGCUGUCGCAAAGGAGGCUGCAAAGCGGAAGGUCAAGGUUUUCGUGGAAGUGAGCACUGCUCAAGUUUACGAGUCGGAUAAGAAACCAUCCACAGAAGAGAGCAAGCUCAAGCCUUGGACUGCUGUGGCGAAAUCGAAACUGAAGGCGGAGGAAGAGCUAAAGAAGAUUCCAGGUUUGAACCUGGUUAUCGUCCGACCUGCUCUGGUAUACGGCCCCGGUGAUGUCUACGGCAUCACCCCGCGUUUGAUUAUGGGAGCCGUUUACAGACAACUUGGCGAGAAGAUGGAGCUCCUCUGGACAAAGGAUUUGAGGAUGAACACCGUCCAUGUUACUGACGCCGUCCGUGGGAUAUGGCAUGUGACCGGGACAACGGCUGAGAAGGGUGGCAGAACAGGCCCAGUGGCCAGCCCUGAGAUUUACAAUCUCGCUGACCACAACGAAACAGAUCAAGGCAAGGUCAACGAAUUGAUCAAGGCUCUUUUCGGAAUCGAUACCGGUUUCCAAGGGACAAUGAUCAGUCAAUUCGCCAAGUUGAACUUGGAGUCGGUAACGGAGGAUGUCAACGAGAAGCAUCUGCAGCCCUGGUCCGAGUUGUGCAAAUCAGGCGGUGUCACCAAUACCCCGCUGACGCCCUUCUUGGACAAGGAGUUGUUGAAGGACAAUGCGUUAAGCGUUGAUGGUUCUAAGAUCGAAAAAACCCUCGGCUUCGAAUACAAGGUCCCGAACAUGACAGAAGCCAACCUCAGGGACGUCGUGACGGAGUUUGUAGAGAGCGGGAUGUGGCCAAAGGGAACCACUAAAUGAGCAUCCAAGUCAGCCAAAACAAACAUUUCCACACACUUUCACCACCCCCUAUGAACAGGAGAUAACCCUAAACCCCUUUUCUUCUGUGACACCCUCCCUCCCGCUGUUUAUUCUUUUCUUUUCUUCGACUCUCAUCGUAGGGAACUGGAAAAUUUCAUUUUCUUAGUGUAUUGAUGGUGUUCAGUUGUGAUGCGGACUUGAUAAUCGGAAAGUGACCGCGUAACAUCCCAACUUCGGCUGGAAUAGGUCUCACUUGGAAACUGAAUGCAUGCAAUUCCAACCCCCCAUACAAAAACCGUCCCAAAAACCCCCUCACCCACUCACAACGCCCCC
Messenger RNA from Fimicolochytrium jonesii, 1782 nucleotides. RefSeq lists its product as uncharacterized. The record is from RefSeq and is a predicted model, not a curated record. The transcript has 9 exons. Bases 316 to 1449 code for a protein of 377 amino acids. Lineage: Eukaryota; Fungi; Chytridiomycota; Chytridiomycetes; Spizellomycetales; Powellomycetaceae.